AUUCGUACUUUUCAACUGAACACAAGCCAACAUGUGAAAUUGCAGCCUUCUAAUUCUUACUGUAGAUUUUGCAUUUUAUACAAUUCAGGAAAUAAAUGAACAGCCAGUUGUCAGAAAAAAAACGUUUCUAUAACAUAGAUAAGUGAUAUAAAAAUCACGUGAACCUUCUGUAACGUAUAAAUCUUAGCUUUGGGGUUUUGAAAAGCAGUUGUAUGUACAGUACGUGGUACUAAUGUGUAGUGUGAUGCAUCAUUUAUCAGGUUGAUAAAAACCACAUGCAGUAUUUCUUGCGUUUUACUGGUAGAUGUACAGUAAGUCGUGACAAGUGGACACCUGAACUAGUAUUGCACACUGAUUUACAUGUACUGUGACUGUGUUGUUUGGUUGUACUAUUUGAGGCAGGAGUGCAUCGCUACAGUAUGCUUUCCCGUGAGAUUGAGCACUUUGGUAAGAGUUUGUUUGUACAGGUUGUAUUUAAUAAUUAUUUUUUCUUUUCACGUUGCAUGCAUAGACUGCGUAAACAAAACAAUGAUUAAAUCUGUACAUAUUAGCAUAAACGUUUGUACCUUUGUAACAGUCAGGUGUGUGAUUUGAGUCAGUGAUGGCUGUGGAUAAUAGACAGUUGGUUGAUGCAGUUAGGUUAAAAUAGUUAAUUACAAAUUACACACAGAGAAUAAAAUUAAAACAAUUAAAAACAACAUAAAAUAACUAUUUUUAUAAUAAUAAAAAUGUUAUUUAUUCACCUUUUUUACCUUCCGAACUGACAAAUGUAUCUCUGCAAACAAAAGUAAAUAACGGCAGGCAAAUAAGACAACAUAAAAGUAACACCUUGUCGGUUAGUAAGAAACUAGUCGAAACUUGUCGACUUGUAUUACUUGACCGCGUGAGGGCGCCCCUGAGUCACUGAGCGAGCAUACGACACAGCUUAUUACAAUAGAGGCAAGUAGCGUCGUCUACUAUUCACAGAUUGCGUUACAAGCGUUACCAACAUUUCCAGUCUCGUCUCAUUAAAUUGACCUAUAUUUUAUAGGUUCACCCGUCUGUAGAUAUUUAAAUUAUUGUCUGUCUCUGGUAUCGACGUUCGGAUAAACUUAUUAUUAUUAUUAUUAUUGUUAAUAAUAAUAAUAACUUAAGCGUAAGAUAGUUGUUCCACGUAUUCAUCGUGUCGUAAGAGCCACCGUUUUGAUGACGUCACAAAUAUGUGGAAUCCUGGGAAGUGAAGUUGUUAUAUGGCUGAGUUAACUGAGAGAGGCGUUCAUGGUCCUACCAGUCUUGAGUUAUUGUGUUUGAAGUUAAACCUAAAACUAAGCCACUUUAGACACUACAAUAAAAAAGUAAUACAACAUAACAGACAGAUAUGUGUUCAUAAGAUUAAAAUAUGUAAUUGUAAUUAACAAGAUUUCUAACCGUUUUUGAAAUUAAACUAUUUAAUAGCACUGACUUACUUGCCCUGUCAAUGUAAACAACGUUGAAUAUAGGGUUGAGUCAACGCAGAUGGUCAAGAGGAAUAACUCCCCCGAAUGUAAUUACCACAUCUUAUUGGAUAAUGUAGGAAAAAGACCCUCCUCUUUUGUAAUUUCUCUGCGACGUCUUGUUCCUAUUGGUGAAGUUAGGUCGGCGAGCACAAAACAACAAGCAAGGUAGGGUGAGGACCGUCGUGAUGGAUGCAGCCACCUUAACAUAUGACACACUUCGCUUUGGAGAAUUUGAAGAUUUUCCUGAGACCUCAGAGCCAGUGUGGAUCUUAGGCAAAGAAUACAAUGCACUCACAGAAAAAGAUGACAUUUUGUCAGAUGUCACUUCAAGACUAUGGUUCACAUACAGAAAAAACUUCCCCCCAAUUGGAGGAACGGGACCAACGUCAGACACAGGAUGGGGUUGUAUGUUACGAUGCGGACAGAUGAUCCUCGGUGAAGCCUUGUUGUGUCGACAUUUAGGCAGAGACUGGAGGUGGGCGAGAGGCCAGAAGCACAGAGAAGAGUACAUCAGUAUUCUCAAUGCCUUCAUCGACAAAAAAGACAGCUAUUAUUCCAUCCAUCAGAUAGCCCAAAUGGGAGUUGGAGAAGGGAAGCCUAUAGGCCAGUGGUAUGGACCAAACACAGUGGCCCAGGUUCUAAAGAAGCUGACAGUGUUUGAUACGUGGAGCAGGUUAGUUGUGCACGUAGCAAUGGACAACACGGUGGUCAUCGAAGAGAUCAAGCGCCUCUGCAUGCCAUGGCUGGACUCUGCAGGUGAAGCAGAGGGGGCCACAGAGAUGAAUGGCUGCCUUGAGGGAGCAUGUGCUUUCGCUGAAGAGGAGACGGCUCUGUGGAAACCCCUGGUCCUGCUCAUCCCCCUCAGGCUGGGCCUGAGUGACAUUAACGAGGCCUAUAUUGAAACCCUCAAACAAUGCUUCAUGCUGCCUCAGUCGUUAGGUGUCAUUGGAGGAAAACCAAAUAGUGCUCAUUAUUUCAUUGGUUAUGUUGGGGAGGAACUAAUCUUUUUGGACCCACACACCACGCAGCCUGCAGUAGAGCCGUCAGAAGAUGGCCAGGUUUACGAUGACACGUACCACUGUCAGCACCCACCCUGUCGCAUGCACAUCUGUGAGCUGGACCCUUCAAUUGCAGCGGGUUUCUUCUGCAGCACCGAGGAUGAGUUUGAUGACUGGUGCAUGCGUAUAAGGAGGCUGUCCUGCAAAAGAGGGGGCUUGCCCAUGUUUGAACUUGUGGAAAGUCAGCCGUCUCACAUGGUCAGCGUUGACGCACUAAACCUCACUCCUGAUUUCUCAGAUUCUGACCGGCUGGAGCGGUUCUUUGACUCCGAAGAUGAAGAGUUUGAGAUUCUUUCCUUGUGAGGGAAUUAUGGACACUAAUGUACUGCUUGUUAAGAGUAGGCAAAUGAUUCUCUCUCUCUUCCCUAUCAGAAGGAAAAAAGCCUGAUUGGAGAAACAUUCUUGGAGACCUCUUGAACCAGUCGAGAUACAUGGUGUAGACCAGGCGUGGGCUAACUUUUUGAUUCGUGGGGCCACAAUUGUCCUAAAAUUGAACAGGGGUUCCAGGUCAGGAGUAGAUAGAUGGAGCGUUCGUGUGAACUAAGAUAAAUGACGAUGUAAAAGUCAUGCAUAAAGGCUAAAACGCGAAAAUGCUUUUAUCAUUUUCUACACCAUCUAUUGGGGAAACAUGGGUAUUGCAGGGAAAGGGCAGAAGUAUAAUGAUAAUAUAAGUAAAUUAUAUAAUUUGGAAAAGUGUGGCAGGCUGGAUUAAAAUAUAGAAUGGGGCCGCAGGCUGCCCAUGCCUGGUGUAGACAGUGUGUAGCUGUGUGUACCAACACACAGUUCUCUGAUUAAUCCCUACGUCCAACCUUGAGAUGGUCCUGUCAAAUGUGUGGCAGGAGCUCGGGAUUAAUCUGAAUGCACAUUUUUACAUUCACGUCUUUGCAUUUGUAGUCUUAACACUUUGAAAUGUUACGUCUGAGGUGAUCUGGUGCCUUUCCUUGAAUUAUGCCACAAUGGUUUUAUGUUAAAAUGAUAACAGCGGCUCAACUGAUGGCGCUCAUAGCCAUUGCUGUUUGUCAGUAAUACCCAACAGCGUGUAAAGAAAAUAAAUGUACUUAAAUCUGCAGACAAUUCUAUGCCAAUUUCAAACAACACUUAUUUGCUUGAAAAUUCAUUUAUUAAAUCAAUUCAUUAAAUGGACAGGUAAAUUACCAAUAAAAAUGUAAAAGGACUUAAAGAUAAAAUUAAAAUACCCCCAAACCUGAAAUUUUAGACCUGUUUCUCUUUAAGUUUUUUUUUCUUUUAUUAAUUAGUAGCAAAUAUAAAAUGUGUAAAAGAAUAAUCUGCUUUUAAAGAUUAAUUACCAAUUACGAAAAAUAACCACAUGUAUCACAUGUUUUAUGCUGCUGCGAUUGUGGCCGGGUUUACUUCCACAGUUCACCCAGUGGCUGGUUCUCAACUGUACUGACUGUGUUCAGACUGUGGGUGGCAAUGUCCUCGUGCACAUCCUCAAUGCUCGCAGAAGCGUCAAUAACCUGCAACAGACAGGCACAGUCAUGUUGAGUGCAGUCGGUUUAACUACAAUUAAAGCUGCUGUCGGCGAUUAUAUUGUUUAGCUAACGCUCUGUCUGUUGCUGCUGCCAAUCACAUUCACGUCGUGGGCAUUUGAGGCGUUGAUUCCCUGCUUUUCUUUAUAGGCGCACAGAGACUUGUUUCAGAAAAGACUUUAUUGACAAGAGACUUACAGACAGUUAUUUGGAAGUUAUUCCAAAAGAGUAUUAUUAUUAUAUUGUUACUAAGGUCAUACAUCAUUUGGUGUCCAUGUCCAGUGAAAGGCAGUCAGUGGGAGAAUGGGCAGACCAAGAGAGCAGAACUGAAAGGGACAAAUGAAAGGCUCAGUUUUUAGUACGACGUACGAGGCAUUGCAAGUUAGCAUUGACUCAUCUUGUUGAUUGCAGAUUGAAAGUAAAGCUCUUCUAUUAGUCUAAACAGCUGGGUGUAUAAUCAUUAGUGAUAGCUCAAUCCGAUAGUGGGGUUCGGUAUCGGUUCGAUGCUGGUCAAAAUUUCAGGAUUGAACAAGGAUCGUCUGAUCCAAUACUUGAGCCCAAAUGCUAACUCUGCACAACAUGCCGUAAACAGGAACACUGUCACCUCUGCAACAGCAGCCCUUGGCAUGCUGGAGGAGAAAAGAAAGUGUCGGGUUGAUAUCUGUAUCGGAAGAUACUCCAAGUUGCAGUAUCGGUACCGGACUGAAAAAGUUGUAUAAAGCCAUCCCUAGCAAUCAUUGCACUCCACAAGUGAACACAAUCCAACGAUUCAGCAAAAAACAGAUACUUGAGAGAGGUUUUGAGGCAAUUGUAAAAUGGCAAACUUUUCAAAUCCAAAAUGGUUGUCAAAAAAAAAACCCCAACAUGUUUUUGCCAAAUUAAAGAAAAAUCAUUUAAUGGUG
Cynoglossus semilaevis (tongue sole) is the source of this 4925-nucleotide messenger RNA. RefSeq names its product autophagy related 4B, cysteine peptidase (gene atg4b). The coding region runs from base 1661 to 2836 and encodes 391 amino acids. Gene Ontology annotation, biological process: piecemeal microautophagy of the nucleus; C-terminal protein lipidation; mitophagy. The record is from RefSeq and is a predicted model, not a curated record. Lineage: Eukaryota; Metazoa; Chordata; Actinopteri; Pleuronectiformes; Cynoglossidae. The transcript is spliced from 13 exons. Gene Ontology annotation, molecular function: protein-phosphatidylethanolamide deconjugating activity; cysteine-type endopeptidase activity. Gene Ontology annotation, cellular component: cytoplasm.